Messenger RNA from Felis catus (domestic cat), 4901 nucleotides. RefSeq names its product UDP-GlcNAc:betaGal beta-1,3-N-acetylglucosaminyltransferase like 1 (gene QTGAL). NCBI's taxonomy places the organism in Eukaryota, Metazoa, Chordata, Mammalia, Carnivora, Felidae. Bases 77 to 1141 code for a protein of 354 amino acids. The transcript has 12 exons. The record is from RefSeq and is a predicted model, not a curated record.
CCCGCGCACGCGCCGUAAGCCAACGUGGGCGUGGCUGCGGGCUCAGGGGGCGGGGCGGCUGAAGGAGCGCGCUGCCAUGCAGGCCCACGGGGACCGCGCCGCGGCGCCCCACGUGUCUAUUAUCCUCCCGGUCUACAACGCUGAACUGUGGCUGGACGAGUGCUUGGAGUCUGUUUUGCAACAGGACUUUGAAGGCUCCAUGGAGCUCUCGGUUUUUAAUGAUGCUAGUAAGGACAAGUCUAUGACUAUCAUUGAGAAAUGGAAAGUGAAACUGGAAAACUCUGGUGUCCUCGUGGUCAUUGGAGGACAUGAUUCUCCUUCACCCCGAGGAGUCGGAUAUUCUAAAAAUCAAGCAAUAGCACAGAGCUCGGGGUCUUACCUUUGCUUUUUGGAUUCGGAUGACGUCAUGAUGCCUCAGAGGGUGAGAUUGCAACUGGAAGCUGCUGCCCAACACCCGACAAGUAUUGUAGGUUGCCAGGUGAGGAGAGACCCUCCCAACUCCACUGAGCGAUACACAAGGUGGAUCAACCAGCUAGCGCCAGACCAGCUUCUCACUCAGGUCUUUACCUCCAAUGGCCCAACUGUGAUCAUGCCCACCUGGUUCUGCUCUCGAGCAUGGUUCUCCUACGUGGGCCCAUUUGACGAAGGCGGGCAGGGUGAGCCGGAGGACCUGUUGUUCUUCUACAGCCACCUCAGAAAGGGCGGCGGGGUCAUCCGCGUGGACCAGAGCCUCCUCCUCUACCGCUACCACCCCAACGCGGCCACACACUCUGUCCUCGAGACCACCAUCUGGACCCAUCGCGUGCGCUUUCUGGAAGAGCGGGCGCUGCCGCACUGGGCCACCUUCACCAUCUGGAACGCGGGCAGGCAAGGCCGCCGGCUCUAUCGCAGCCUGACAGCCGGGAUGCGGCGCAAGGUGGUUGCUUUCUGUGACGUGGACGAGAACAAGAUCAGGAAAGGCUUCUAUUGCCAUGAAGACUCUCAGGAAAGGCCGAAGCCUCGGGUUCCGAUCCUGCACUUCCGAGCUGCACGGCCGCCCUUCGUCAUCUGCGUGAAGCUGGACCUCACCGGGGGUGCAUUUGAGGACAACCUGCGGUCGCUACACCUGCAGGAGGGCCGGGACUUCCUUCACUUCAGCUGAGGGCCUGGACAGCUGCCUCCAGGUGCGCCAAAGGCCCCCAGCAGCCACAGCCCAGGAGAGAGAUCGAGGGCGCCAGGGAGGGUGGCCAGCGGUCCCAAGAGGGAGCAGGCCAAGCGGGAGGUGGCACCGAAUGCGUGUGGGGCCGGCCCUUCACCCGGAGGGCACGCGCCUGUGUUUCUAACCAGGGUGUGGUGGACACGUGGUAGAAUGAGGGGCCGUGAGCACACGGCCUGAGGAGCGUGUCCCUGACCGUCUGUGGGGCGCAUACUCUCCUCUGCCGCUGGGGGCCCUGCGCCGCCGUCACCCAGUGUGUCUGUCCCGCCAGGAGCUCGUUAGCUCACGCUCCUGACGGACCCUGUGCCACGAGGACAAACGCUGCUGGGGGCUGCAGUCCGGCUGUCUGUGUCCCUCUCAGGCCAACCCAGGGGCACGGUUCGCGUGUGACUCGGUUAGAGAUGUGGAAACCCAGACCAGCAACUGAGAGCGCAGGCUGUGUGCUCAGAGCUCGCGGGGCGGCGUCUUCCGGUCCCGUGAGGAUGGCAGAGACUCAGCGUGGGAAAGGGGGGCUCAGGUGGCCCGCUGGCUGGGGGAGCACGUCUGGCUUUCUCUGGUUGGUCCUUGCUUGCAGGAGGGGCCGCCUAGGGGGGCUGGCAGUUCUCAACCGCGUCCUGGCAACCUCGGGCUGCUGGCUUCGGGGUUCGGGGUUCGGGGUUCUCGCUCGGUUUCCUGAACUGGCUGCCGCAGGCCGUGGGCGGUCUCGCACCUUGUCUCUCAGCUCCGGGAACCCCAGUGCUCAAACCCAGGUCGAGAGCAAAUCCCGUCAGCCGUGAGCGACCAAGUCGCCUUUCGCUGCAGGUGAGGGAGCCAGCUUCCUCUUUGCCUCCGGACUCAAGGCCGUUGACAUGCUGCUGCCUCGUCGGCGACUUCUGCCGGAGGUAGUCAGGAGCCUGUGCCGAGAGCUCAUACGAGGAAGGCCGGGAUCCCGGGCUCGCAGGGUCUGUGUUCCGAGUGCAAAGCUCGGGAGGACCAGCAUCCUGCCACAGUGCUCAGUGUCUUCCAGAAACAUGUCUGCUCAUUAUACUGCCUACCUUUUGCUACUCUUGUCUGUUUUCAAAUUCUACUUACUCCCCACAAUAGCCAUCGUUCGUUUUGUGUACCCGGGGUCACUGUCUGCUGACCGUGCCUCCCUGCACAGAGACGCUCGGCUGCCCACGCUUUACCCAGGGUGUCACCGCCGUCCCCUUUUGUCCUCAUUCACGCCACCGCGGAGGGCACGACCACACAGGGUCCCAGCUUGGCAUAACGUCCUACCCCCAAGAGGCCACCACAGCGAAGCUUCGCCACCAGUGUCGGGCUGGGCAGACACGGGUACUCGGGAUGCAGCAGCUGCUCACGGGGACUGAGCCGUGGCUGUGUGUACACGUGGCCCUGCCAGCCCCCCUGCACGUUCCACCCCAGGCACACUGGCUUCCUGCUCCCCAAGCUCACCAGAUGCUCCUCUCUGUCGGGCGCCCAUCUGCUUGCUCGCUGCUCCUUUGCAGGGUUUCCCGACCGCUUCCCUCCAAGACAGCCCAACACACUGGCCGUCGCGUGUGGUUCCGGGCCCUGGAGCUGCUGACCGGGACGGUCCACGUUUGCUCCUGGCCACACUCCCAAGUUGUGAGUGCACAGAGCCCCCGUCCUGGAUCCGUCACCCGGACCCAGGGGGGGCUCCAGAACCUGCAGGUGCAGGGAGGGUGACCCCGGUCACCUGCGUCCAAGCGAGGGUGACCCUCAGGGUCCGACGUGGCCGAGGGUGAGCAGGGGCGCUGGGCUGUGUGCGGCCCGUGGUCCGUUCGGCUUUCCGCACGCUGGCGGGUAAAGAGCUCUGAGAUGCAGGGCCUCUGCGGGUCUGUGUGCAGCGACUGGUCUCCGUGUGUCCAAAAGGGCCCUUCUUUGGAAUCUUGUGGAUUUUUAAACACAAGAAACAGUUCAUCUUCUUGGUUCUCAGAAGCCGCGUGCUGGGUUUUCUGCAGCCAAGGUCCAGAUGCUGCUCUGCAGGGCCGGGCUCCCCACCUGCCGUCCUCCGGCCCCCGCCAGCAAGGGGUCCUCUAGCUCGUCCCCCUCUAGCUGGUCCCCCACCUAUGAUGGAGUAAAAUGGGAACUCCCUACUCACCUCAGAGAGGGAAGCACGUCUUAAGGCUCGAAAUACAGUGAAAGUUAAUUCACAAAGUAACAUACGAUUUUCCCUUCCAGAGGGUCUGACGGGACGCCGUCAGGGGAGCACACAAGGUGAACGUUCCCACAUGGCGCCUCGGCCCAGGCAAGGAAACCACUCCCGCUGAAGGACGCAGCAGAAGCACCUGCCGCUCGGCCCCCGUGCCCGUGCACGCCUGAGAGGGCAGCUGGCUCCCCGGCCCUGACCCCGUCGGUCUUGGCGCGGGGCCCCGACCCCAGCGCGGCCACCGCCUUCGCCUCCGGUGCGGGCGGCAGCUCCCGCGUCCAGCCCGCAGACGAGGCGCAGCCCCACGAAGCGCCGUGCACACCAGCCUCACUGAGGGGCCUGGGCUCUGGGGAAGACACACCUCGCCAAGGUGAGCAGGUGCACCGUAGUGCUUCCCCACAUCACCGGAGAACCCGAGAUCCGAGGACACACGCUCGCAGGGCUGUUCGCUGGGUUCCUGACUCCCGACUCGAGACUCUGCUGUGGGGGCGCAGCCGGGCUCAGGCAGGAUGCUUGGGUUGCCCACAACCGUGUGAGGGUAGGUGACCACGUGCAACGCCCACAAGCACCGGGCACGAUGGGGUGAGGCAGAGGCAAGGUUGGGCGCCCACCCCUUGGCCGUUUCCCUGGCCCGUCUAGGGUCGCUUGGGGCCACCCUCUGCCCGCCAGGCCCCCGCAUCAGCAUCACACACAGAGACACAGAACUGCUCAGAACACGAUUUUAUAGACGGGGUUCCCAUGGACGUGAGGGCAAAAGCACCAACAUCCCAGGGCACGUGAAAAGCCACCGCCGCCGUGGUGACGAACUUCAAGUCCCUUUGCGCCGUGUCCAGCUGUCCCGUGCUGUCAUCAGGCUCCUCCCCGCUGCCAGGCGGGCAGGGGGCCUCAGCGGGUGCCAGGCUGUUGGGGACACAGCACAGGGUCAGACCACCAGCACCACCCCUCUGGGCCCCCAUUUCCCCAGCCACCCAGGACCCUGAGGCCGACAUAACCCCAAGGCAGCGGGCAGAGGAUCCCUGUACUUUUCCACAAACGUCAUCCACUGUGUGUGAAAUUUUCCUGAUAAAAGCAUAUUUACUUGGGAAGCUGGCACUGCGCUUGGCCAGCUGAUUGCACCCCUCACGGAGCCCCCUGGUGCCCAACAGAAGAGUGGGCAGGGCCACCACACUGUGUGGCACCGGAGCAGAUGCAGGAAAUAACAAUGUGAUUCCAAGCCUGAAGGAGAAGAGACCGGAAAGCUGACAGGACACAGCGAGGAGAGGGGUCCCGCCUGGUGCCGCCCUCCCGCUCACUGCGUGCUCUCGCGGUCCCUGCUAGCAGAGUAGCAGCCGUACAAGUGGGGGCUGUGAAGCGAUAAACCCUUCAAAUCCAGGUGAGGCCAAGAGAAAGAAACAGAUCAAGCCAUAACCAAAGAUCAUAGAUGUAAACCCAAACCCAUAACCACACGUUAAAUACAAGGGGACAAAACUCCAAUUAAGAUACUCAACUGGAUUAAAUACAGAGAAGACCUAACUACCAUUUUUUUUUAAUUUUUUUUUUUAAUGUUUAUUUAUUUUU